Molecule: messenger RNA, 2109 nt
Organism: Sclerotinia borealis F-4128
Lineage: Eukaryota; Fungi; Ascomycota; Leotiomycetes; Helotiales; Sclerotiniaceae
Source: the annotation of a GenBank genome assembly
AUGCCUUACUCGGAUAAUCUAUACAGAGCAAUUGAUGAUUCGGGGAACAAUCGGGACGGAGAAGACAGUGAUGAGCUUAGCCCAAUCGAUGGCUAUUUCAAUUCAAAUCAAAUACCUCAAGAUAUGAUACCAGAUCCCACACUCUCACAAGAGGAUAAUUUAAAAGCGCGGAAGGCUAGGGAGGAGUCUCCGAGAGAUGGUGAGAUUUCUUCAACCCGGCAGAUGUCGUCGUACAUCAAUUUGUCAGCUCAUGCAACUGAGAAUUCUCGAACCUCUUUACAUUCGUUUCCUGCAUCGUCACACCGUAGGAGAGACGAAUCAUUCUCUCAACAUCAACCCUUCUUCGAUCAACCUCCGCCGGCUUAUAUAGCCUCUGCAGAAUCUUCUCCUGUCUCGGUACAAGGACAGCACACUCACACGAACUACAAUACAUUCUCACAACAUCGACUUGAAGAAGGCCGGUCAAGAGAACCUCAGAGUAUGGGAAGGCCAGGCGGUAAUCCUGAAAUGAAUGGGAGAACUCCCCUCUGGCUAUACCGGACACCAAAAAAGAUUCCCUUUCAAAAAAAGAUAAUAACCAAAGUUCUUGGAGUCGGUCUGGUUCUUACGAUCGUUGCUGCUUUUUUGAGUACAGUCUUUAUUCCUAAUCCCAAUAUGGGAGGAGGAUCUAGAUUUUCAAGCCCCAUUCAUAAUGGUGGCCCCUACUGUCAACAUAUAUCCAAAUCGGAACAAACCACGUUUGAGAUUCCAAAUGUCGCUGGAAUAAAAGUACUACAAGACUUCUACAAACAAGAUUUACCGCAUGACGGGCGAGAAUUGAAUCAUGUCACAACUGCAGGCGAAGUUCGAAUUCGAAAUCUUCCAAGCAGUUCAAAGAAAGGAAAAGCACAUUUCACGGUUGACGUCAAACUUAGCGAUCCAGAAUAUUCUGUGGUAAAGACCUGGAAUGAGGAUGAUGGGACACUGAAGAUCAGUACGCCACGGUUUGCACCUCCAGGUACCAGUGAAAAUCCUUGUAUCUCAAUUGAGGUUACUGCUUGGGUGCCAGAAGAUGUCGAGAUUCCAAAUGUGUUUUUUGACUUGGUAACACUAUCGAUUCGAUUAUUCCUUGAGACCAAUAUCAAGGUUGCCGGCGACACUGUACUGAAAACAGUGUCAGGGGAUGUUCAUUUUCCAAAACAUUCCCAUCUGUCUACCGGUUAUACUCCCAUCACUGCAGCCGAGUUUCAAUCACAAAGAAACUUCGAAUUCGAUUCUCGCAGUAUCAUUGUUGAAACUGUCUCGGGCAGAAUCGAGGGUACUUAUCCCCUCUAUGACCUACUAAGACUAUCAUCCCAAUCUGGAACGAUCGGGGUCGACAUAUACCCUAAACCUGUCCUCAGAUUGGCACCUGCUCCCGCUACUCUUGAUAUCCAUACCUCUUCAGGUAGAAUCGAAGUACAAUCACCCGUUAAGAUACCACAAGCCAUCUUUCCUCGAGAAUAUAUCACACGUGUAGAAUCUAUUUCUGGGGCUAUCCAAGGUGACUUCUUCGUUGGCUCUACGGGGAUUUUCAAAACAAGCUCUAGUAGGAUUCAACUUGUGGUGAAACCGGUCUUACCGACAACUUCUGAUAAUGAUGAUGAUGAUGAUGAUGAUGAUGAUGAUGAUGUGAAGAUAGAUGAAUUUUCUACUUAUUCAAUCAGUGGAAGUACACAUGUUACAUUACUUGAUCCUCUAUUUAUUUUACCUUCCGCCAUUGAUUACACUCACGAGAAUCCAAUUGACCACUACUCCACACCCUCUUCUGGUCUCACCACCCUGUCCAGUACAUCUCCCAUCCAACCCUACAAAAGCCUCCUCCACACCUUCCACUCUACCCACAAAACAACCUCCGGUCGAAUAGAGGCAUACUAUCCCUCAUCUUGGAUCGGCAAUAUCCUAGCAAAAACCAUCUCCGGAAGAAUAGAAAUGGAAGGAAAGGGAAUACAGAUUGUGGAGAGGAAUGAUAGUUGGGGUUUCAAGAGGAUUAAAGCGAGGAAGGGAGUGGAUAGGGAUGAGGAUGGGGGUAGUGUGGUGUUGGAGACGGUAAAUGGGGCGAUUGCACUUAGGAUUGCUGAGGGGUUGUGA